Messenger RNA from Hermetia illucens (black soldier fly), 8246 nucleotides. It is a transcript of the gene Cad99C, whose product is annotated as cadherin-99C. Lineage: Eukaryota; Metazoa; Arthropoda; Insecta; Diptera; Stratiomyidae. The coding region runs from base 1900 to 6966 and encodes 1688 amino acids. Gene Ontology annotation, molecular function: calcium ion binding. The record is from RefSeq and is a predicted model, not a curated record. Gene Ontology annotation, cellular component: plasma membrane. The transcript is spliced from 16 exons. Gene Ontology annotation, biological process: homophilic cell-cell adhesion.
GGUGGCACGGUGUAGCUCAGGUUUAGGCUCAGGUUGUCUCAACAUGGCUCGGGUUUAGCCUCAGUCCCACCAUCGGCAGCGUACAUCAGUCAGUCUAGUUUCAGUCCGUGCUAGUGUAUCGGUCCGAAUUUGCUGAGCUCGUCGGCCAACAGGUGUUUGGAUUUUUCGACCACAGCACCUAUGCCUUACGAAAAUUACAUGAAUAGAAUCUGAAUCAGUUCUAAAGUGGUUGAGAUACUUUAUCGAUUAAGACUUCUGCGGGCUCUUUGAUGCAUUUUUUGCUCAACCCCUCGACCGAGUAAGAUACAAAAAAUUACGUUAAUGACCGCGAAGUUUCAUUAUCGAUCCGACGUUCUGAAUGCGAAUAACCUUUCGAAUGAGUGAUUUUAUCGAAUAUGAUUAAUUAAGCAGAUUUCAGGUGAUCUGUGCAGAUGUAGUGAUCUCUGCCUGUUAACUUAUAACGGUAAAAAUGCAACUAGUACCGAGAGUGCAGUGCAGUUUGCGAUCAUCCUAUCGGGAACGGGGAUUAGCUGGUUUUCUGGUGUAGAGUGGCUGGUACUUGGCGAACCGGGAAAGGUGGUUGAACAAGUUGACUUCCUUAUUUCUGAAUUUAAUCGCGAUCGGGCAAUUGUAUGAAGCAAUUUACGACAUCCUCGGUUUAAUGCCGAAAACCUGUACAAAGUGAGUUGCAGUGAUUAUGGCCGUUGCUGGCGGUGUUAGUGCUUCGCUCGUGCAGUCCAGUACACCUUCAGUGGGCACCUUGGCCAUAUACGAACGCCUGUACCUGUAUGACGAAUGACCUCCUUCGCAGUGAUUGGUAAUAUCGUUGAGGUAGCCUUAUAGGCUGGAAAUUGGGUUAUCGAUACAACAAGUUGCGAAAUUUGGACUGAUUGCAGCCGAUGCAAUCGGGCGACGACGACGGUCUCUAUAGAAUUUUGCAGAAGAAUAAAGUGAGUGUUGUGCAUUUUGUUGCUGUGGAGUUCUUGUGGUGAAUGUGAACGUGAUAUGAUUCUGCUCUUUGCAUUUGUUCAGUUACUUUACGCAUGAAUUGCAAAUUGGAUUACGAGCAUUGGAUUUCAACUUGCAGGAAUAUUAUCAGGUGCUGUGUACGGGGCUGAUCUCGAGUGCUGCCCAUUCGGAAUAUAUCGCAACCAAGAAACAUUUAAUGAUUCACGCAUGUACCAUACCGGCAAGAUAAAUAGCUUCGUCUCAGAGCACCUACUAGGCUUUAAACGACAAUAACUAAUUCAUCAAAGUGAUUUCUCGAAAACGAGUUAUUGCCAUCACCAGCGGUCCCAAGUGUAAUUUUUCAACGUUUCGCGGUUUUCAAGCGGUGCCAGUGCUAUCGGAAAUUUCAGUGUUAAUUUUUGCGUAAAUUAUAAGAUAAAAAGUAAAGAAAAUAUCUCCUAGAUACAUCGUACAUCCGUCUUGCAAUUUUCAUGUCAGUUAUAGUGAAUGAUCCCAAUAUUCAGUUUGUUAACGUUCAGUUAAGGAUAAACGCGAUCGGGUUGAGUUAGUUCUUUGUCUGCCGCCAUCAUCAUCCAACCUGGGCUGGCCAACUGUUUGCAUGCAGUUGAACGCCACAAGUAAUUGUUCACUUCAUCGAGAUCAUAAAAUGGAUCAGAUCAUGGCGAAAUCGAAAAUUAUCGUUGAAAAUUACUGCUAUCGGAAAGCCUAGAUAAGAUCACAAUAUAAUCAACUUGCAAGAUAGAAGGAGGAGUAUCUAAGUGCCGUGUAGUUGGCGGAUAUACCGAAGACAAGCAAGGAUCGUCCAGAAGCAGGAGUAGGUUCAGGCUGCCAGUAGGAGCCGCGGAGAACGGAUAAGAUUCUCCACCCCGGGUAUAACCCGUGUGCAGUGCAUGCGAAGCAGAUGAAAAUAGCAAAUUAUUUUUAUAAAAAAUGGAAUUGGUACGAUUUGCAUUAGCCGUUCUGCUAAUAGUUUGCCAUAAUGCUAAGGGAAUGUUCGGUCGCUCGCAAAUGUGCGAGGUGGAAACCGGUCAGACCAACAUCAUAUUGGAUAUCGAGGAAAGUCGAGGAAAUUACGUCGGCCAACACACAACACCACCCGAUCUACCGAUAUUCGGUGACCCUUACACGGAUAUAGCUCUCGAGCUGAUAUUCCCCAAAGGUAAUCCAAUAUUCAUCCUGAAUGGGAAGCAACUGCAAUUACUUCGGCCGCUCGAUCGCGACGAGGAGAAUCUUAGCCAUAUCGUGUUUCAGAUUUCCUGUACAAUUCGAACAACUCGAAAGAAACGCAAUAUUCCGAUUAUUGUUCGUGUUUCGGAUGUAAAUGAUAAUGCCCCGGAAUUUGAGAACACGCCGUAUGAAGUUACGGUGCCAGAGUCAACACCGGUCGGUACAACGAUCUUUCGCAAUAUCCAUGCCGUGGAUAAAGAUGCCGGCGUUAACGGUUUAGUUGAGUAUUUUCUUGUGGAAGGAUCAGCUAAUAUGACCGAUGACGAUACAUUAACCGCGGCUGAUGGCUACGGGACAUUCGAAAUAGCGUUUCCGCAUCAAGGACAGGUCACCGUUGCGAAAACCUUGGAUUACGAGCGAAUUCAACGAUACUACCUGACUGUUAUUGCUUCGGAUCGUGCUCGAAAUGUAUCAGAACGUCUAACUUCAACAGCAACCCUCACCGUCAACAUCGCUGAUUCAGAUGAUCUGGAUCCUUCAUUUAUCUACCGUGGAUGCGUCCUUCUCGACGGAGCCUGUAUCAACCCAGAAUAUACUGCAUCAGUACCUGCAGGUUCCCUCCAAGGAGUGCUCACUGUAUCUCCAGAGCGCAUCCAAGCUGUCGACUUGGACACAAUCAGUUCCCUAAUUAAGUACUCAUUCUUGAGUGGCACUCCUGGAAACUAUGGAGAUUACUUUGAGAUUGAUGAGCAAACUGGAAUACUAAAGCAGACCAAAGCAAUAGAUACUUCUACAGCAAAACGCUACGACAUCAUUGUCAAAGCGGAAGAAGUUUCAGAAGCCAAACGCUUCACUACCGCUAAAUUAACAAUUUUCGUUAAGCCAGUCGACGCGAAUCCUCCAGUUACAGAAGCAAGUAGCUUGGUUGGGUAUGUGAACGAGAACUCAGCGAUCGGAACCAAAGUCUUGGAUGAGAAUGGAAAGCCAAUUUCAUUCCGUACCACCGAUGCAGACUUAGCAGACAAUGAAUCCAAACCAGAAUACAUCUAUGAGCUAACAACACCAUACUUCAGUGUCUCCAAAGACAACAUUUUAGUGGUAAACGAAGGAAGCCUGGAUCGUGACCCUCCCAGCCCUGGUAAAUUCACAUUCCAAGUAGUAGCCCGUGAAGCUAACAGCAAUGCAGCCAGUGCUCCCCUAAGUCUCACAGUAAUCUUAAAAGAUGUUAACGACAAUGCACCCAAGUUACCCGUUAUACCGCCCGUCGCAAUUACGGCCGGUAAUGAACGUCGCCUACUGACCAAAGUAACAGCCACAGACAAUGACGAAGGCGAGAAUGCGGUGGUCACCUAUUCCAUUUAUCACGUGUCGAACAAUGGCGGAACGAAAUUUAGUAUUGACAAAACGACCGGCGAGAUUGAAGCACUUGGACGUCUAAUAGCCGGCGAACAAUAUAGUAUCACGGUGCAGGCUACCGACGCGGGUGGAUUGUAUUCGCAGGCUAUUGUUGAGGUUACUGUUAAUCCAGGUCCCAAUACGAAGCCGCCAAGGUUUCUGAAACCAGUGUAUGAAGUGCAGGUUAGCGAAGGAGCCGAAAUCAAUUCCACUGUAACCGUAGUGAAAGCUGAAGAUCCUGAAAAUGACCCGGUCACAUAUAAAAUAAUGUCCGGAAACGAUCUCCGCCAAUUUGCUAUUGGGGCUGAAACCGGCGUAAUAACAGUCAUCCGAAAACUGGAUCGUGAAAGUUUAACACGAUACCAACUCCUAAUCAAAGCUGAGGACAAUGGUCGACUAUCAAGUAGUUCCACGGUUAACAUAAAAGUAACCGACAUCAAUGAUAAGAAUCCUGAAUUCGAUGAGUCCACCCUUCCGUACAUGUUCAAAGUAGACGAGGGCAAGGAAGAUGCUUUUGUUGGUGUCGUACACGCUACCGAUGCGGAUGAAGGAAUUAACGCCCAAAUCACGUACUCAGUGCCCAAUAAUAUUCCAUUCACGAUCAACCCUGAGAGCGGAGAAAUUAGAACUAAUGUGGCUUUGGACUAUGAGACGAAGAAGGAAUAUGUUUUCGUUGUUACCGCGAAGGAUGGAGCUCCUGAUGCUCGCUUGGGGACAGCAAGUGUUACUGUACAAGUUACAGAUGUGCCGGAUGAGGUUCCGAAAUUUGCUGAAAGUUGGUUGGAAUUACACGUGCCCGAGAAUGUACCAGAUAUGAUAAUAGCAACGGUCAAGGCAGAAGAUCCUGAUACGGUAAAGGAGAUCACAUACUAUAUCAAGGACGGUCCAACUGAACUUUUCAAAGUCGACCCCAAUACAGGACAAUUAAAAACAGUUCGUGCUUUAGACUAUGAAAAAGACAAAAGCCAUUUGCUGAUAAUAGGUACCCGCGAGAACCAAGGUGACAGCACAGGCGAUUUCAUCCGCGUCAAAGUAGAAGUUGACGAUCGCAACGAUAUCCCGCCAGUAUUUGUAUCCGUUCCAGAACCUGUGACUGUGAACGAUGACCAACCCAUAGGAACAAUGAUUGGUGCCAUGCCAGCUAUCGAUGCCGAUGGAACCUCACCAAACAACGUAGUCCGAUAUGAAAUUGUUGGUCGCGGAAAAGCUCUAAAAUACUUCCAAAUCGAUCCUGAUACGGGAACCAUUAGGAUUAGAGAUGAAGUGAGGAAAGAAGAUGAUACAGAAUAUCAAGUGGAUGUACGAGCAUAUGACAUGGGUGAACCGCAGUUAAGUUCAGUAGCGACCCUCCCUGUGUAUAUCCGGCAUGUGCUCAAGGACCCUAAUGAGGCAAUCAUCGAGGCCAAGCACGAUGGAGGGGUUAUCACUAAUCCUGAGACCUUAGGAUUAGCCUUCAGUGACGAUAACUAUUCUAUUGGAGUUCCUGAGACAGCAGGACUGAAUGCUACAAUAAAACUAGUACAAAUCAUUAACUCUAAGAAAGCAACCAAAACAAACGCUGGCUUUAAAUGUGAAAUAAUCAAAGGAAACGAUCUAGAAAUAUUCCGAGUAUCCUUAGAGGACCAUGCAUGUGGAAUCAGUUUAGAUAAACAUCUGGACUUCGAAAAUAAAACCGAACACGAAUUAGUUAUUAAACUCGUCUCACACAAGUACUUUGUAAACCCACAAAAGAGCGUGGCAACGGUUAAGAUUAUUGUUCAGGACGAAAACGACAAUGAGCCCAUGUUUGUAUUCGGCAAAGGACAUCGUGGACGAAAUGAUACCUUCUAUGGUGUUGUGAGUCCAAACGCUGAGGUUGAUAUGCCAAUCCUGCAGGUUAAAGCUGUUGAUAGAGAUUCUGGAAAGUUUGGAAUGAUCAAAUACAAGAUUUAUGAUGAAGAGGACAACACUAUUGGCGAUGAAAGCAUGCCGACAUCAUAUUUCGCUAUAACCGAAGAUACUGGAAUAAUCAAGGUACAACGAGCUCUCAGUGCCGUCCGAGACUUCCCCCUAAUAUUCAUCGUUGAAGCUCGAGAUAACAACGGCGAGGAAGAUGGCUCCCACAAGACUCGAGCUCGUGUUGUUAUCAAUCAAAUAACAGACGCGAAUAGACUAACUCUCCUUUUCUCGGACUCAACACCAAAUGAAGUUCGGACUCACUAUCUUGAACUUCAGGACCUCCUUAAUGAGAAAUCAAAUGGACCUAUUGCAAUCAUAGAGCGAUUUAGUAACCAGAAGUAUCUGAAUGAGAAUGGUACCAUGGAGGAGAAUCCACAAGGAACAGAUGUUUGGUUUUAUCUAAUCGACAAGGAAACAGAAACUAUCUUACUACGAAAUUCAACGCCAGUUAUUUCAACCAUUUUGGAACCCGAAGUGCAGACGGAUAUUAAUUUUGCUGCGUCAGGAAUUGCUCACGCUACAGCACGUGGAAUCUUUGAACCUUUGGAACCUAAGCAUCAAAUACAGAAGGUGAAAGCUGCAGUCGCCAUUAACGAUGAAGUCUUUCCAUAUGCUUUGAUAGUUAUUUCUGUUAUUAUACUUAUAUUGGGCACGAUUGGAAUCAUCUAUAUUUGCGUUUCCUGGUCAAAGUAUAAAAACUUCAAACAACGAAUGCGUCAAUACUCAGCACCUGCAAGUCCAACACGCUACGAUCCAGUUAUCGUAGGAUCUCAAAAUGGCGAUACAGCAGCCAACCUCAAAGAGUAUGAAACUCAAGUCCUAGCCAUGGCUGUCCCCCACGACGGGGAUGACGAACUACAGCUCGACUUUAGUGCAAAGAACCACGCCUUCAGCCUAGACAAUGUCAGCUAUAUAACGCACAAAGAGAACGGUCAAUCUAGCCCGUCCCACUCAGAGGCAACCACCGCUACGACCGCCACAUUGAGACGAAAUAACAAUAACAGUAACAUAAACAAUAACGUUAAUAACAGCAAUCGACAGAAUACUUUCAAUCGAACCCUAGAAAUAAAUCGAAACAACAAUGCGAAUCCACUGGCCAGUGGAACAGGCACUUUGCCAGGAACCUUGACCCUAGGUCGGCUCAAGCAAAAUUCCAACCAUUACCAAAAUGGUGGUUACAAACUUGAUACUUUAGGACGUAAUAAUAAUCAAAUGAUGCCAAAUAAUGCGUACAGCACGCUGGGACGACGUGGAAAUGGUUUUCACCAGAAUAUCGGAUCGCAUAAUGAACUGAUGACGAAUACUUUAGGACGAAAUAAUCGAUUUAAUGAUGUAUCUACGGCGAAUCCACUGUUUCAAAGGUCUAGUCUUGAUCCAAAUCACGCAAGCGCUACAAACGAGAACGUUACCUUUGGCAAGAGGGACUACGCACAGCUAGGAUUUUCGUAUUUGAACGAUUUGGAUAGAUCGGAAGUUGAGACUACAACCGAAUUAUAAAAUAUAAUUAUAGUUUUAAGUGUUGAAACAAUUUUAUUUAAAUGCCAACUUAUAUAAUGUUUAGAUAUUAAUUUUAAACUGCCAUUAUCGCAUUAGGCUUUGAAGAUGUUCAGAGCCGAAAAUCAUGUUGUAUGUAUUUAGUUGAAGACAAAUAUUUUUAUCGUCUGCCAGAAACAUUUGCGAAAAUAGAUAAACUAGAGUUUUAGAUAUUACCUAAAUUUAUUUUUUUAAUAAGAACAAAUCAUGUGUAUACUUUAAAUUAUGCGGUUUUUAUCUUUUCGGGAAUAUUGCAAUACAUUUGGUGGUAGUUGGAGGAAAAGGCAACCUGAAAGCCUUAACUUUUUCGAAAAAAAACUUUUUUAUUUCAAUUUUAUCUAUCUUCUCCAGAUCUUUACCUACGCCCUCGUCUUCCCUCCCCCCUUUCCACCUCCUUGUCAUUAAAUCCUACACUCAAGCCUACUCCAAGCCCAAUUGUAUUGCAAAUCUAGUCUGAAAGUAAUUUAUUUAGAAAAGAAAACUAAAACUAAAGAAAUUUAUUUAGCUCAAAUUUGUAGUUUAACGAGAAAAGAUAUAAAUACCGAAAAGAAUGUAUGAAACUUAAAAGUUUGUGCCGAAUAUAUAUAUAGGCUAAACAUAAACACAAUUUGUUUAUUUUUAGGGACAUUAAUCAAUAAAUUUGUAAAUAAAAUGAAAAUAUAAUAAACGAAUCAAAUUCUUAGUCAUUAGUUAAGCCUAGAAUAAGAUAAAAAUGUACGAUUGCGAAUAAUAUAUGGUUUUAGCUGCAAGCGGAUCUAUUUGUAGUUAAAAAUUAUUGUAAAACAAUAAUACGAAUGUAGAUUUCAAAGCAGAAAAUAUGAGAACAUGUGCAAAAGAAACUUUAGAUAUUUCAGUGUAUAGAAUUGUAAAUAAUAGAUUAAAUAAUGAUAUUAAUUUUUUAUCCUUCCACUGAUACGAACUUCUAAAGGAGCUUCUAUUUAACGAACAAUGUAUAACUUGUAUUCCAUCAUUGCAGAUUCUGUAUCUAAGACGAAAAUCUGAUUUAGGCCUGAAUUGUUGUGCCGAUCUGAAUUUCCCGUGAUACAAAUAGAUUUGCCUUUUUAAGAUAAUUUCCAAAUGAAACCGUAUCUUCUUUAUUUCACAGAGAAAACUUGUUUCUGUAACGCAAUUUGUACUACAAAAUCAGUUAAGAAAAUUGAAUUGUUGUUAUUACUUUAAGCUGAAAAAAGUAUUAUAAUAAUUUCUCUUGAUCCGUUCUUAUGAAUAAAGAAGACAAAUUUUUA